GUGCUAGUGAACACUGCCUGCUGUUUUCUGAUGCUGGUUGCUAAGCUAUUCCAGUAUAUGGUAUUUGGCCCUCUUCGUGUCAGUGAGAGACAGCAUCUCAAGGAUAAAUUCUGGAAUUUCAUCUUCUACAAGUUCAUCUUCAUUUUUGGUGUGCUGAAUGUUCAGACGGUGGAAGAAGUGGUGAUGUGGUGCCUCUGGUUCUCUGGACUUGUGUUUCUUCAUCUUAUGGUUCAGCUCUGCAAGGAUCGCUUUGAAUAUCUUUCCUUUUCUCCUACCACACCCAUGAGCAGCCACAUCAGAGUGCUCACCCUGCUCAUAGUCAUGCUCCUCUUCUGCUGUGGAUUAGCAAUCAUCUGUGGUAUUAUUGGCUACACUCAUGGCAUGCACACCUUGGCUUUCAUGGCAGCAGAGUCUCUGCUUGUGACAGUCAGAACUGCUCAUGUGAUUUUACGAUAUGUAAUUCACCUCUGGGAUCUCAACCAUGAAGGAACGUGGGAGGGCAAAGGCACUUAUGUCUACUACACAGAUUUUGUCAUGGAGCUAACCUUGCUUUCGCUGGACUUGAUGCAUCAUAUUCAUAUGCUGCUGUUUGGCAAUAUCUGGCUGUCAAUGGCAAGCCUGGUGAUUUUUAUGCAGCUGCGCUACCUGUUUCAUGAGGUUCAACGAAGAAUUCGGCGGCACAAGAACUAUCUGCGUGUGGUGGGAAACAUGGAAGCUAGGUUUGCAGUUGCGACGCCAGAGGAGCUAGCAGCCAAUAACGACGACUGUGCCAUUUGCUGGGACUCCAUGCAGUCCGCGCGUAAACUCCCAUGUGGCCAUCUCUUCCACAACUCAUGCCUGCGGUCCUGGCUGGAACAGGAUACAUCUUGCCCCACCUGCAGAAUGUCUCUUAAUAUCACUGACAACCAUCAUGUGAGGGAGGAUCACCAAAGGGAAAAUCUGGAUGAGAACCUGGUCCCUGUGGCAGUAGCGGAAGGCAGACCACGCUUGAACCAGCACAAUCACUUCUUUCAUUUUGAUGGAUCUCGAAUUGCCAGCUGGCUGCCCAGUUUCUCAGUAGAAGUGAUGCAUACCACAAACAUCCUCGGUAUCGCACAAGCCAGCAACUCCCAGCUUAAUGCUAUGGCCCAUCAGAUUCAGGAGAUGUUCCCUCAGGUUCCUUAUCACUUAGUUCUACAGGAUCUGCAGCUAACUCGUUCAGUAGAGAUUACCACUGACAACAUCCUAGAAGGGCGUAUCCAGGUACCUUUUCCCACACAGGCUGCUCCAUCCCCCACGACAGGCACUGCUGCUGCUCCAACCCCCACAGCAGGCACUGCAGCUACUCCGGCUCCCACAACAGGGAUUGCAGCUGAACCAGAGAACCAACCUGUUCUGGCAUCAGACACCCUUUCACUCAAGAAGAAAUACUGGAAGCAAAAGUCAACUCACCUAGUAAGGGAAGAAACUCUUCUGGAUGAGGCAGACUACUCUUCACAAGAAGAGGAGGAAGAAGAAGCAGAACUCAUAAAUGAGGGGGUAGCCCCCCGAUCCAUAUCCAUGACUCAGCUACAACACAUGCGAAAAGAUUUCAGUCGCCGUUCAGGCGAGUACAUUGCCACCUGGCUGCUCCGAUGCUGGGAUAAUGGGGCUGGUUGCCUGGAAUUAGAGGGUAGCAUAGUCAGGCGACUGGGAUCUCUUUGUAGGGAAGAGAGUGUUGACAAAGCGAUUGUAAAAGAGCCACAAAUCUUCAGCCUCUGGAAGCGACUCCUGUCAGGUGUGAAGGAAGGGUACCCCUUCAAGAACAAUGUUAUAUGUCACCCAGACAAGUGGACCACCAUGGAGAAAGGUAUCCAGUACCUGAGGGAAUUAGCUAUGCUGGAGGUGAUUAAGGAUGCCGUGAACAACAAGCAGUUAUCCACAGAUCCAGAUGAAGUCAGGUGCACAGUAUUUAUGUGGUGGAAUUUUGUACAGAGUGCACCACGGUUCUGUGCCAAGUCAUUGGCAGUAAUGACGAGGAAAGGGGUAGAGGAACAAACAGUGCAUGAAUUGGUUGUCCAACUCCGGCAAUAUGAAGAAAGUCAACCUUUCUCUGCUGUCUGGAUUGUGGAGAGACUGACUCAGGAGUUCCAGCAAUUCAAAGAGGAUAUGGGCUACUCCCCACCUGUACGGACCAGGACCUCAGCUGUUAGGAGUAAGCGUUCCUCUGCUCUAGAGAGAGGAUAUAGAGGAUACAUGUCACGGGCCACCCUGUGGUUUUACCUGCGUGACCACGGAGAGGACAUGAGGAAGUGGGAUGGGAAAUCUACUGUGACUCUAGAGGCACGGGUACGUGAGUUGCAAGGAAAACCAAUCACAAAAGGGAAUUCUUCCAGGAAGAUUGUUGCUUCCGCCUCCAGUAGGCAGUUCCCCAGACAGAGUAGAAGGGCUAACCUUAAUGAAGGGACUUCCGAUUCAUAUUUACAAGUUGUGAGUAGGAAAUACUAUGAUCGGUACUAGAAUGGCCCUGCCUUCAGCCAGGUGGAGGAAAGGAGCAACUGGGAUUACUGGACUGUGUGGAUUUGGUGGCCUGGCACAUCAGACUCACAGGAUUAUAAGGCUUUAGUGGACACCGGUGCACAGUGUACCCCAAUACUAUCAAACUAUAAGGGUGAAGAACCCAUCUGUAUUUCUGGCAUGACAGGGGGAUCCCAAGAGCUGACUGUGUUGGAGGCUGAAGUGAGCCUGACUGCAAAUGAGUGGCAAAAACACCCCACUAUGAUUGGCACCGUGGCCCAGUGCACCCUUGGCAUAGACUGUCUCAGCAGAGGGUAUUUCAGGGACCCAGAAGGUACCAGGGGGCCUUUGGUAUAGCUGCCUUGGAGGAAACUGAAGUUGUCCACCUUGCCUGGUCUCUUGGAGGAUCCUUCUGUUGUGAGGUUGCUGAGGGUCAGAGAACAAAAGGUGCCGAUCGUUACCAUAACGGUGCACUGGCAGCAAUAUCACACCAACCAAGACUCCCCGGUUCUUGUCUGUAAGCUCAUUUGUUGGCUGGAGAGCCAAGGGGUGAUCAGCAGGACUUGCUCAACCUUUAACAACCCCUUAUGGCCAGUGCGAAAGUUUAAUGGAGAGUGGAAACCAGCAGUAGACUACUGUGGUCUGAAUGAAGUCAUGCUGCCGCCAGUUGCUGCCAUGACAGACGUGCUAGAGCUUCAAUACAGACUGGAGUCAAAGGCAGCCAAGUGGUGCACCACAAUUGAUAUCACUAAUAAAUUUUUUUCAAUCCAUUUGGCAGCAGAGUGCAGGCCACGCUUUGCUCUUGCUUGGAGGGGUGUGCCUCAGGGGUGGAAACACAGCCCUACCAUUUGCCUUAGACUGAUCCAGGCUGCACUGGAGCAGGGUGAAGCUCUAGAACAUUUGCAGUAUGUGGAUGACAUCAUCAUGUGGGGCAAUACAGCAGAAGUAGUAUUUGAGAAAGGGAAGAAAAUAAUCCAAAUCCUUCUGAAAGCCAGUUUUGCCAUAAACCAAAAUAAGGUCAAGGGACCUGUGCAGGAGAUGCAGUUUUUAAGAAUAAAAUGUCAAGAUGGGUGUUGUCAGAUCCCAGUAGAUCUGAUCAAUGAAAAUAGCUAUGUCUCCACCAACAAGUAAAAGGAAACACAAGCUUUCUUAGUGUCGUGUGGUUUUGGAGGUUGCAUAUUCCAAAUUACUGUCUGAUCAUAAGCCCUCUCUAUCAAAUGACCCAGAAGAAAAACUUUCAAAUGGGGCCCUGAGCAACAACAAGCCUUUGAACAAAUUAAACAGCAGAAAGUUCGUGCAGUAGCUUUUGGGCCAUUCUGGGCAGAACAAGAUGUAAAAAUGUGCUGCAUGUUGCAGCCAGGGAGAAUGGCCCUACCUGGAUUCUGUCAGAAAGUACCAGGGUAGACUCAAAGCUGACCCCUGAGAUUUUGGAGCUGGGGAUACAGAGGAUCUGAAGCCUGUUAUAUCCCAACUGAAGAAGAGAUAUUGGCAGUAUAUGAAGGGGUUUGAGCUGCUUUGGAAGUGGUUGGGACCGAAGCACAGCUCCUCCUGGCACCCCGACUGCUGGUGCUGGACUGGCUGGAUGUUCAAAGGGAGGGUACCCUCUACACACCACACAACGGAUGCCACAUGGAGUAAAGUGGGUCACACUGAUCACACAGUGGGCUUGGAUAGGAAACCCCAGUUGCCCAGGAAACUUCGAAGUGAUCAGGAACUGGCCAGAAAGCAAAGAUUUUGGAAUGUCUCCAGAGGAGGAGGUGAUGUGUACUGAAGAGGCCCCACUGUUUAAUAUACUGCCAGAAAAUGAGAAGCAAUAUGCCCUGUGCAUUGGUGGGUCGUGUCAUAUGGUGGGAAAGCACCAGAGGUGGAAGGCUGCUAUAUGACAAUUUGCAGAAACUGCUGAAGGAGAAGGUGAAUCAAGUCAGUUUGCAGAGGUGAACACCAUCCGGCUGGCUUUAGAUACUGAUGAUCAAGAAAAAUCAUCAGUGCUCUAUCUCUGUACUGACUCAGGGAUGGUGGCGAAUGCCCUGUGGGGGUGGCUGCAGCAGUCGAAGGAGAGCAACUGUCCGUGCAGGGGCAAACCCAUCUGGGCUGCCACAUUGUGGCAAGAUCUUGCUGCCCAGCUGGAGAACCUGGCCAUCAAGGAAAAGAUGCAGCAUAUAGAUGGGCUUGGCAUGGAGGGGUGAACUUGUCUGUGGACACUAUCGCACAGGUUAUCCAUGAGUGUGAAAUGUGUACUGCAGUCAAGCAAGCCAAGCGUUUAAAGCCUCUGUAGUAUGGAGGACAAGGGUUAAAAUAUAAAUGUGGGGAGGCCUGGCAGAUUGACUGUAUCACACUCCUGCAAACCUGCUAAUGCAAGUGCCAUGUGCUUACAAUGGUGGAAGCAACCACUGGAUGGCUGGAAACAUAUCCUGUGCCCCAUGGCCACCAUCUGGAACACUGUUCUGGGCCUUGAAAAGUGAGUCUUGGGGUGACAUGGCACCCCAGAAAGAGACAACGGGACUCAUUUCCAAAAUGACCUCAUAGACACCUGGGCCGAAGAGCAUGGCAUUGAGCAGGUAUAUCACAUCCCCUGUCAUGCACCAGCUGCCAGCAAAACUGAACGAUCCAGUGGGCUCUUAAAGCCUCCACUGAGCAAUGGGGAGUGGGACUUUAAACACUGAGAUACACAAAGCCACUUGGUUAGUCAACACGAGGGGAUCUGGCAGUCAAGCAGGCCCUGCCCAAUCAAAACUUUUGUAUACUGUAGAAGGGGAUAAAGUCCCUGUAGUUCAUGUAAAAAAAUAGACAAAGGCAAACCCAUCCCUGGGAUUGCUUUUGCUCAAGGACCUGGGUGUACUUGGUGGGUAAUGUGGAAGGAUUGGGAAGUCCAAUGUGUACCUCAGGGGGAUUUGAUUUUGGGUAAGGAUAGCCAAUUAUUUGAAUUGUAUGAUAUUAAUUGCUGUGUAAUACCUUAUGCCAUUGCUACUAUGGUUGCUGUAUGCCAUAUCCACAGUAUUACAGUAAGAACCAUCCAGAUUAAUGAAGAAUUAAGUUUGGUGGGACCAGAAUUGGCCUCAGCAUGCAGCAAUCCAACACCCCAGACCAUCCCUCUUGCCCUGAAGGACUGUUAUCACAGAUGGAGCCCAAAGUCAUGGACUAAAUGAACUCAGCAGACAUUUUAGAGGGGUGGGCCGUGGACUAAAGGAGUGAUACAUCUCUGUGUAUACGAAAGGAUGGGAAAGGUCAGGGUGAUUAAUUGGGCUGUAUUGGAAAGUGUGAGACCUGGGCAUGACGUAGGUGGUAUAGAAUAAGGGGUGGAUAUUUUCCUGGUUUUGUCUGGCAUAGAGUUAACUUUCUUCCUAGUAGCUGGUAUAGUGCUGUGUUUUGGAUUUAGGAGGAGAAUAGUGUUGGUAACACGCUGAUGUUUUAGUUGUAGCUGAGCAGUGCUUGUACUAAGUCGGGGACUUUCAGCUUCUCCUGCUGCCCUGCCAGCAAGGAGACUGGGGGUGCACAGGGAACUG
Athene cunicularia (burrowing owl) is the source of this 5978-nucleotide messenger RNA. It is a transcript of the gene AMFR, whose product is annotated as autocrine motility factor receptor. Gene Ontology annotation, biological process: endoplasmic reticulum unfolded protein response; ubiquitin-dependent protein catabolic process; protein K48-linked ubiquitination. NCBI's taxonomy places the organism in Eukaryota, Metazoa, Chordata, Aves, Strigiformes, Strigidae. The transcript has 11 exons. The record is from RefSeq and is a predicted model, not a curated record. Gene Ontology annotation, molecular function: ubiquitin protein ligase activity; ubiquitin binding. The coding region runs from base 31 to 2478 and encodes 815 amino acids. Gene Ontology annotation, cellular component: endoplasmic reticulum; ubiquitin ligase complex; cytosol.